Molecule: messenger RNA, 1069 nt
Organism: Zingiber officinale
Lineage: Eukaryota; Viridiplantae; Streptophyta; Magnoliopsida; Zingiberales; Zingiberaceae
Product: very-long-chain aldehyde decarbonylase GL1-9-like
Exons: 3
Coding region: 182-955 (257 amino acids)
Biological process (GO): lipid biosynthetic process
Molecular function (GO): oxidoreductase activity; iron ion binding
Source: RefSeq, a predicted model, not a curated record
GAUUAAUAAAUUCACGCAUCCGUAAGCGCAACCACAACCGCAAGCACAUCGCUUGUGCUCCGUCGUCGGCGCCCACAGUGUUAAGACUGAUUGUUUCGGCGGCAAGUUCCAAAUCCGUCGUUUUCAUCAGUGUUUUGGAUUUCUUUUGCUGUCGCAUUCUGAUCGCCGUGUUCUAGAAAAGAUGGUGUUUUGGGAAGGAUACGUCAGCGACGAGUUGAUGGGCACGAUUGCUCCGAUCGUUGUUUACUGGCUCUACGGCGGACUCUACCAGCUGCUUCCGCCGUUGGACCGGUUUCGGCUCCACUCCCGGAAGGAACUGAACGCGAAGAAUUCGGUGACGCUGCCGACUGUGGUGAAGGGUGUUCUAUCUCAGCAGCUCCUCCAGGCAACUCUCGCGCAAUCGCUCUUCUGGGUUACGGCAAAGAUGGGUCUAUCAUCGAACACGGCUCAGCCGCCGCUGCCGAUUCAAGCCCUGCAGUUUUUGGUGGCGAUGCUUGUAAUGGACUCGUGGCAGUACUUCCUCCAUCGUUACAUGCACGAGAACAAGUUCCUUUACCGGCAUAUCCACUCUUGGCAUCACCGCCUCGUCGUCACUUGUGCGAUUGGAGCCCUUUACAACCAUCCGUUGGAGGGUCUCCUUCUGGACACUUUCGGCGGCGGCAUCGCAUUCCUGGUCUCCGGGAUGACCGCGCGGACUGCUGUGUUCUUUUUUUGCUUCGCGACGAUGAAAACUAUCGACGACCAUAGUGGCCUUUGGCUGCCUGGGAACGUCUUCCAACUCUUCUUCCGCAACAACGCGGCCUACCAUGACAUCCAUCAUCAGCUUAAAGGGUUGAAGUACAAUUACUCUCAACCUUUCUUCUCCGUUUGGGAUAGACUGUUGGGGACUUACAUGCCUUACGACUUGGUCCCUCGACGAGAAGGUGGAUUGGAGGCAAGACCUUCAAAAGAUUAAACUCCAUGUGUGGGUUUGAGUACAUAUUUCCAGGAUCAGUAGAAUGAAGAGUCGAACUGUUCAGUUAUUUGAAAAACAAGUUCUCUUGCAAAAGAAGUACUUGUUAGAAUUAAA